AUGAAGAAUCACAGAGAACUUCCAGAAGUACAAAAACAACAUUGUGAAUAUAUUUUACAAAAAUAUUCAUGUGAUAAAUCAAAAAUUAAACAUGAAGAUUCUUCAUCGAAUGCAAAUUCAGAUCUUCUUAAUGAUUUAUUUCUAAUUAAUAUUCUUGCUAAAUUAGUUAAUAAAGCUCAAUCCGAUGAUACUGAUGAUGAUGGUGAUAUUCAUAAUACUAAAUGUGCUGCAUGUGGAAUGAAUCCUAUUCGCCAAGUUGAUCGAUAUCAUUGUUUAGAAUGUACAUCAACAACAUAUGAUUUGUGUGGACAUUGUUUUGGAAAACGUCGUGAAACAGGAAAACAUUCAAAUAGCCAUGUCAUGGCACAUUUUAAAUUACCAAAUGAAAUGUUAGGAAUGUAUUUCUAUGAUAUUGACAAUGAAGUUACUUUAAAUAAAUUACGAAAAUUAGAUACACUACGACAUGAACAACAUGAUGGCACAGCAUGUGAUGGAGUUUGUAAUCAAAAAGUAAUAGUUGGUUUACGUUUUAAAUGUGAUACAUGUCCUAAUUAUGAUUUAUGUGAAACAUGUGCCAUCGAAAACCGUAUUUGUACAAAAAAUCAUGAAAGAAAUCAUCCAUUAAUUUUAACUUCGAAUAGAGUUAUACCAAAAAUUGAUUCGAAUGAUUUUGAAAUGGGAGAAGUUUUAGGUCAAGGAGGAUUUGGUUAUGUAUGUAAAGCUAUAUGGCGACCAAAAAAUCGUCAAGUUGCUUGUAAAGUUAUUGAAAUACCUAGUAAAGCAUCAAAAUCAGAUCCACUUCAUCGAAGUUUUUUUCUUGAAUUAGCUGCAUAUCGUGAAUUAUCCGGUCCAUAUAUUCUUCGAACAUAUGCUUAUGCAACUCGUAGUAUACCAUCAAAUCAUCAUCACGGAUCAAAAACUCAACAUAUGAUAUUAAUGGAAUUAAUGGGACGUGGAAGUUUACAAAAUCUUCUUAAUCAUCUGCUGAAUAAAUUAUCUUUAGGACGUAAAUUACCUAUGAGUCGACAAAUAGCAUCAGGUAUGAAACGUAUUCAUCAACAUGGUAUGAUACAUCGUGAUAUUCGACCAGAUAAUAUUCUUAUUACAGAUCAUUAUGAGGCGAAAAUUGGUGAUAUGGGUAUUGCACGUGUUCUUGAUCCAACAAGUCAACUAACUCAAUUAGGUUGUGUACAAUUUAUGCCACCAGAGUUUUUUCGUUUUGCUGCUGAUGGACAUGUUCAAUAUACUGAAAAACUAGAUAUCUAUACAUAUGGUCUUACAUUAAAUCAAUUAUUUACAGAACAAAUGCAGGAAUUUCGUUUAUCAGCUGAACCACAUAUUAUAUUAACUAAAAAAAGUCCUAUUUUCUAUGAUGAAAUUAUUUCAAGAUGCUUAGAUGAAGACUCUAGUCGACGACCAAGUGCGAUUGAAAUUGAAAAAACUUUAGAAUUCUACGAAGCAACUUUUUCAAAAAUAAAGAAUUCAGAUUCUUAUACAAAAAUGAGUACACAAGAAAAAAAUCAAGCUUUUAUUCAAUUUUAUGAAGCUAAUAAAAUGAAAAUUGUACAUUUUGUUAAAGAUAAAUUUCCUCAACAAUUUUUUCAUGAUGUUCAACGUAAAUUUUCAAUUAAACAGAAAUCAUCAGAAUUUUAUGUAGCAGUUGACAGUGUUUGUCGUACCAGUUAA
Molecule: messenger RNA, 1686 nt
Organism: Rotaria sp. Silwood2
Lineage: Eukaryota; Metazoa; Rotifera; Eurotatoria; Philodinida; Philodinidae
Source: the annotation of a GenBank genome assembly